AUGAGGCUGGAAUGCCCGCAGAAGAACCAGGAAACAUGGAAAAGGGCUGGGGGACGGGGUGCUCGGCCCCCCGAGGUGACCCCAGUGGCAGUGACAGACGCAGAAGCUGUGUUUCGCCUUAUGGGUGAAGCUGCUCGGGCUUUGCAGACGCCGCCACACCAGGAUCUCCCGCGCUGCCCAACCAUGGUCAAUCCUACCGUGUUCUUUGACAUCGCCGUCGACGGCGAGCCCUUGGGCCGCGUCUCCUUUGAGCUGUUUGCAGACAAAGUUCCAAAGACAGCAGAAAACUUUCGUGCUCUGAGCACUGGGGAGAAAGGCUUUGGUUAUAAAGGUUCCUGCUUUCACAGAAUAAUUCCGGGAUUUAUGUGCCAGGGUGGUGACUUCACACGCCAUAAUGGCACUGGUGGCAAGUCCAUCUAUGGGGAGAAAUUUGAUGAUGAGAAUUUCCUCCUGAAGCAUACGGGUCCUGGCAUCUUGUCCAUGGCAAAUGCUGGCCCCAACACAAACGGUUCCCAGUUUUUCAUCUGCACUGCCAAGACUGAGUGGUUGGAUGGCAAGCAUGUGGUCUUUGGCAAGGUGAAAGAGGGCAUGAAUAUUGUGGAAGCCAUGGAGCGCUUUGGGUCCAGGAAUGGCAAGACCAGCAAGAAGAUCACCAUUGCUGACUGUGGACAAAUCUAAUAAUAAAUUUGACUUGUGUUUUAUCUUAACCACCAGACCAUUCCUUCUGUAGCUCAGGAGAGCAGCACCCCUUCAUCCCCAUC
Kogia breviceps (pygmy sperm whale) is the source of this 761-nucleotide messenger RNA. Its product is annotated as peptidyl-prolyl cis-trans isomerase A. The record is from RefSeq and is a predicted model, not a curated record. Gene Ontology annotation, molecular function: peptidyl-prolyl cis-trans isomerase activity. NCBI's taxonomy places the organism in Eukaryota, Metazoa, Chordata, Mammalia, Artiodactyla, Physeteridae. Gene Ontology annotation, cellular component: intracellular membrane-bounded organelle. Gene Ontology annotation, biological process: protein folding; protein peptidyl-prolyl isomerization.